AUGGCAGCGGGCCACUAUCAUCAUCACGACGGUUCUACCGAUUCUUAUUUGAUACAAGGAGACAUGAAUAUAUACGACACCUCGAGCGAGUCUUCAGCUAGCUCACCACACAAUAGCCAUACUUUCGAUCACGUAUAUGGAGGAAACGAUCACGUAUACGGAGGAAAUACAUUUAUGACAUAUCCAUCAUAUCCCAUGCAAUAUCAACCAAACGGCGUACCGAUGGGUUUGAUACCAGUGGAGUUAGAUAUCGAAGGCAUAUACGAAGAUCAUGAUCGACGAAAGAGAAAGAAUGGAAACGAGAAAGUGGUAGCUUCACACGUGCAUUCGCGUCGCCGAGCCCAAAAUCGAGCUUCGCAACGAGCCUUCCGAGAUAGAAAAGAAAAACACAUGCGGGAGCUCGAGCAACGACUGGAUGAACUGGAGGGUCGGCAUGAUAAUCUCUCGCGAUCAUAUGAGUCGUUACAAGUAGAGUAUUCGGGCGUCAAACAGGAGUUAGAUCGACUGCGCAAAGAGAAGUCCAAUCCCGAACGAUCGGUAUCGGCAUCGGCAUCGGCGUCAGGGUCGGGGUCGGGGUCGCCGAAAGCUUUUGAGCCAUGCGAUGUUAAAGGUUGGGACGGGUCGAGGGUGGAAGGUCUGGAUCCGCUGCUCUUCGACGUCUCUGCUUUUUGUUAUGAUCAGGAGGAGAAUGGACAGUCGUGCAAAGAAUAG
Messenger RNA from Sclerotinia borealis F-4128, 711 nucleotides. The record is from the annotation of a GenBank genome assembly. Lineage: Eukaryota; Fungi; Ascomycota; Leotiomycetes; Helotiales; Sclerotiniaceae.